Paramecium tetraurelia is the source of this 1293-nucleotide messenger RNA. RefSeq lists its product as uncharacterized. Lineage: Eukaryota; Ciliophora; Oligohymenophorea; Peniculida; Parameciidae. The transcript has 4 exons. The record is from RefSeq and is a predicted model, not a curated record.
AUGAUAAGUAAAUUAUUUCUCAAUUGUAGUUAAUUGGAAUGUUGUGAAAUGGAAGAUGAUAAAUAGUCAGCAAAAGCAACUUCAAAAAAAAUACAAAAUAGAAAAAUAUGGUCCUAAAAAGAAGACAAGUUGCUUGAAAGAGCAAUUCAUGAACUUGGAACUAAUUGGAAGGAAGUGGCAAAAUAUUUAUAUAAUCGAAAUCCUUCUUAAUGCGCUCAAAGAUGGAAGAGAAUUAAGCCAUAACGCUCUCGACAUUCUUGGAGUGCAAUCGAAGACGAACAAUUGUUAGAAUUAGUUAAAAUACACAAACGGAAUUGGGGAAUGAUUGCAAGCAUCAUGCAUUGGAGAACAGGGAAGUAAAUUAGAGAACGAUUUAUUAACAAAUUGAAUCCAGAAAUAAGGGCUGAACCAUGGUCAAAAGAAGAAGAUCUAAUUGUCAUGGAUGCUUAUCAAAAAUAUGGAUCAAGAUGGACAGAAAUAUCCAAGUUAUUAAACGGGAGACCUGAAAAUAUGAUAAAAAAUAGAUUUUAUUCCUUUAUUAGAAAAGAAUAUAUGAAUAUUUAAAAUCCUUAUUACGUUAUACCAAAUUCAUAAUAAAAAACUGACACUGAUUAAUUAAAAUCAUCCCAAUAAUUAGAUGAAAUCCUUUAGCAAGAUCCUAAUGAUAAUAGUUAGUCAUCUAAAAGCAGUAUUAUUAAAAGAAGGAAAAACACUAAAGUUCAAAAAAAGAAAAUGAAAAAAUAAAAAGUAGUCAAAAGAAAGAAAGAGUAAGAACAAAAAUUUAUUAAUAAUAUUGUUAAUGAUUAGAAUGAACAGGUUUUGAAUGAAAUUAUCUCAGCUGAGAGUUCAGAAGUGUAGGUGAAAGAAGAGGACGACAACGAAAUUUAAGUAAAUAAAAUAGGAUUAAGUAUAUUAAGUUAGAGUGUAAACAAUAAUCUAAUUCAAAUUAAUAACUAAUUAAAUUCUCAAUAAUUGUUUAAUGAUUCUAUAAUAUCAUUAUACAAUUCUUAAGUCCUUUUCAAUUAAACUUCAUAAUCACAGCAAAAUUAAUAACAUUAAUAUGCAACAGCUAUGCUUUUGAAAUAAGAAUUUGCAAAUUUGAUGAAAAGUUAGAGUCUUAUGUAAUCGUAAUUAAUGAAAGAAAGUAAUCAAAUCCAAUCCAAUCCUUCUAGUUAAGAAACUCGAUAAUCUUCAUUAUUGUAACUAUCACUAUCAAGCAUGAGUUUUCUUCAAUUUCCUUGUGUAUUUAGACAAGAGUCUUUUCCUCAAUCAAUGUAUAAUUCAUAAUAAUGA